Molecule: messenger RNA, 1090 nt
Organism: Solanum dulcamara
Lineage: Eukaryota; Viridiplantae; Streptophyta; Magnoliopsida; Solanales; Solanaceae
Product: tetraspanin-18-like
Exons: 6
Coding region: 116-883 (255 amino acids)
Cellular component (GO): membrane
Source: RefSeq, a predicted model, not a curated record
CAAUGAUCAUCAUCCACAGUUUUUGCUUGUCCGAAAAUGUACAGAAAGAGGAAGAGAGGCAUAGAGGAACAAUUGUAGGAUUAUUAGGGUUUGUGUGUAGAAGAGAAAUCUCAGAAUGGCAACGCCAUGUUGCCAAGGUUUCACCGCAUUUCUUCUGAAAUUCCUCAACUUCUUACAAACCUUCAUUGGUAUCUCCAUCAUCAUUUACUCUGCCUAUAUGCUUAACCACUGGCACCACCACCACGAUCUUCAAUUCCCCAAUUCCGGCUCAAUUUUCGUUUCAAAUUCUGUCGUCUCGGCGUUACAAGAGUUGAACAAAAAUUCGCUUCCAGCUCCAUGGUUUAUAUAUGCAUUCAUGGGAAUUGGUGUCAUCUUAUGUUGUAUCACUUGUAUUGGGCAUGUUGGUGCUGAAGCUGUUAAUGGAUGUUGCCUUUGCUUUUACUCUCUGCUUAUGACAACUUUUGUACUCUUGGAAGUAAGUCUGGUUGCAUUUAUUGCAAUUGAUCAUCAUUGGGAGAAGGAUCUUCCAAUGGACCCAACUGGAGAACUUCACAGUCUUUACACCUUUAUUCAACAAAAUAUGGAUGUUUGUAAGUGGAUUGGCAUUGCUGUCAUCGUAAUUCAGGCAUUCUCCUUAUUUCUCGCAAUUAUUCUCAGAACUUUGGUUAGUAGCCCUAGACUUAACCAUGAUAUGGAGGGAGAUUAUGAUGUUGUUAGAAGAACAAGGGAACCAUUGCUUGAUCCACGUUUAAGCCCAACAUCAGGGUUAGCUAAAGGUGAUGCAAGAGGUGGCCAUUCUGACAUCUGGAGUUCACGGAUGAGGGAAAAGUAUCAUUUGGAUGGAGAAGCUAGACAUCAUAUACCAAACCAAAAUCCAUCAUGAGGAUAGUAAGAAACACAGGACGUCAAUCUCAUGGAGGAGAGAAAUUGGCAACAUGCCCGAGUAUGAAGCCUUGUUCAGUGAUUGUGUACCAUAAAUUCUAAACGUUUGUUUUUGUUGUCUGUUUAUGUAAAGCUGUGUACAGAAAUGAUACGGAUUUAGACAUUGCAAAGCUGGAAUGUAGAGAAAUACAUAUCUCACUUGUUGAUA